Rotaria sp. Silwood1 is the source of this 1446-nucleotide messenger RNA. The record is from the annotation of a GenBank genome assembly. Lineage: Eukaryota; Metazoa; Rotifera; Eurotatoria; Philodinida; Philodinidae.
AUGAAUGUUCUACAUUAUUCAUUAAGUUUAAGUGCUUGUCCAAAAUGUCAUUUAUUUAUUUGCAAACAUACAAGUCUAGCCGAUUUUGAUUUGAAUUUCGCUGAACAACAACAAUCAAUUACUGAAUGCAACAAUACUCAAGUUUCUUUAGAAAAUAAACUUGAAAAAUCUCAUCAACAAUGUUUAUUACAUGGUACAAAUUUUUAUAUAAUUCCAUCAGCAAAAAAUGAUAGUAAUCGUCAUAGUUGGACAACAUUUGGUACAGAUUCUAUUGAAAGUACCAAUACCUUUCAUAAUUUAUCAUCCAAUAAUGAAACAAUACGUGAAAAUAUUUCAUUUGCAAAUGAAAAUAUAAUUAAUUCAUUAUUACCAUCGACAAUAAAUCAAAAUGCUUCGACACAAUCGGAAAAAUUUGAGAAAAAAUUUCAAAAAUCAAUUUAUUUAACUAAAAGUUUUUCAUUUUCAACUUUGUGUAAUAAAUCAUCAUCAUUAGUUUCUUCUAUAAAACAUAAUAAUCAUUUAUUAACGAAAUCAUAUUCAUAUUCAAAUAGAUCUCUUCUAAUUAUUCUUAUUCUUAUUUUAUCAUUUCUUAUUACAAAUACGAUUGAUAUUGUUCUUUUUUAUGUGUAUUUUCAUACUAAUUAUAUACAUUUAAUUAGUUUCAUUAGUAUAUUCAUUUUAUGUGAUAUGAUCUUAUGGAUAAAUAAUUUAAUUCGAUUAAAUACUAUACCAUCUUGUUUAUUAUUGAUACCAUUUAGUAUACGUCCUUAUUUAUUGUAUGAACUUGUUGAAUUGUUGACAAUCAUAUUUGAUAAAAAUUUUAAUAGACAAAUAUUAAAUUCAUCAUUAUCAUCGUCAUCAUCCUCAACAACAACAGCAUUUGAAACAAAUGCAUCUCGUAAAACAGAUUUAUCUAUGAUACAUUAUUUAUCAUUCUAUAAAAUAAAAAAACAAAGAUUAUUUCAUUAUUUAACAUUAUUCUAUGUGGUUCAUACAGGACUUUUAACUUUUAUUAAUGUUUAUUUUUGGUCAAAUAAUUUUCAACAACCAACAACAUCUCUAUUAAAUAUAAAUUAUUUUAUUCCUCAAUGGAUAUCACAUAAUGAUUAUUUAUUAUCAACGUCAACGAUCAAUACGGUUCCUAGAUAUCCUUCAAUUGCAUCAAAAUUUCAACAUCAACAAAAUACAAUGUUUCUACAAAUAAUAUUUUCUUUAAUAACACAUUAUUCGAUUGAUGAUAUAUCAAUUAAUGCAUUGAUAUCAUUGGAAAAUCUAUGCAUAUUUCUAUAUCGUCUUUAUCUUGAAACAUUUUCUUUUAGUCAUAAUGAAACAACAUUAAGUUUAAUUAUUUUCAUUUCAAUACUUAUGUCAUUACAAAUUAUUGGUUUUAUAUUUGAUAUUCUAUCAAAAAGUAUUUUUUAUCAAACGAAAGCAAUAACAAUAUAA